AUGUCGGGUUCAUCAAAUUUGCUUACAGAGGUCAGACAAUACUGGAUCAACGAAGGGUUUUUUGGGUCCAUGAUGUGUGCGGACCCUAAAACCCUACUUGAAUCCUGCAUUGCUCUGAAAUGCAUGUCCAAUUACAGUGAUGGCAUCGAGAAGAAUCCAGUCUUGAUGGUCUGUGGCAAAGCCACUGGCGGUGCUCGCAUUUACAGUUCGACUGUGUUUGGUCCGACGUGUGAUUCGGCUGACAAGGUGUUGGAGGGUGACCAGUUACCAGAACUGGAGGUGAAUAAUUUGCUGGUGUUUCGCAACAUGGGUGUUUAUACGUCGGCGUGUAGCAGCCACUUCAAUGGUUUUGGCUCCGCCAAGAUCACCCAUCUUACUAAUUAA
Messenger RNA from Rosa chinensis, 384 nucleotides. RefSeq names its product ornithine decarboxylase-like. Gene Ontology annotation, molecular function: ornithine decarboxylase activity. The coding region runs from base 1 to 384 and encodes 127 amino acids. NCBI's taxonomy places the organism in Eukaryota, Viridiplantae, Streptophyta, Magnoliopsida, Rosales, Rosaceae. The record is from RefSeq and is a predicted model, not a curated record. The transcript has a single exon. Gene Ontology annotation, cellular component: cytoplasm.